AUGACGGUCACUUUCCCCUACUCUUCCGCCCCCGUGCGGCAGAUCAAGGAGAUCCAGUUCGGUGUCAUGAGCCCCGAGGAGAUUAAAGCGUACUCGGUCGCAAAGAUUGAACACCCAGAGGUGAUGGAUGAGAACGGAAGGCAAAAGGUUGGAGGUCUCAUGGACCCCAAGAUGGGAACCAUCGACCGCAACUUCAAGUGUCAGACCUGUCUCGAGGGCAUGGCAGAGUGCCCCGGUCAUUUCGGCCACAUCGAGCUCGCCCGUCCAGUGUUCCAUGCCGGCUUCAUCGUCAAGGUGAAGAAGAUUCUCGAGUGUGUGUGUUACAGCUGUGGAAAGCUCAAGGUCGACACGCGCGACCCUGCUGUUCAAAACGUUGUUCGUCGCAUCAAGCCUCAACACCGUCUGAAGGCCGUUUGGGCGAUCGCAAGGCCCAAGAUGGUGUGUGAAGCCGACUCGCUCGAGGAGGAGAAUGGCGACAACACCAACGAGGACAUGUACAACGACGAGAACAAGCCGGGCAUGCCCAAGGGCCACGGCGGAUGUGGUGCCGAACAGCCUCAGUACCGCAAGGAGGCUCUCAAGCUCAUUGGUGUCUUCAAGCCGUCCAAGGACAAGGGCGAGGAGGGUGCCGAGCCCGAGAGGAGAAACAUGCCCGCCGCCGAGUGCUACAACAUUCUCAAGAAGAUUCCCGACGAGGACCUCCUCAUCAUGGGUCUCAACGCCGAGUUUGCGCGCCCCGACUGGAUGAUUCUCACUGUCCUUCCCGUCCCUCCCGCCGCGGUUCGUCCCUCCAUCUCGGUCGACGGUGGCUCCAUGCGUUCCGAAGACGACUUGACGUACAAGCUCGGUGAAAUCCUCAAGGCGAGCGCCCAGGUGCGCAAGCUCGAGGCCGAGGGUGUGCCGCCAAGUGUCGUCAACGAGCACUACGAUCUCCUCCAGUUCCACGUCGCGACUUACAUGGACAAUGACAUUGCCGGUAUCCCGCAGGCUCUGCAAAAGUCUGGCCGUCCCGUCAAGGCUAUCCGUGCUCGUCUGAAGGGCAAGGAGGGUCGUCUCCGUGGAAACCUCAUGGGCAAGCGUGUCGACUUUUCCGCUCGUACCGUCAUUACUGGUGACCCCAACAUUCAGCUCGACCAGGUCGGCGUGCCUCGCAGUAUCGCCAUGAUUCUCACCUACCCGGAGCGUGUGACACCAUACAACAUUGUCUACCUCCAGCAGCUCGUCAACAACGGUCCUGCCACCUACCCCGGUGCCCGCUACUACGUCAAGGACACUGGAGAGCGUAUAGACUUAAAGUACCGCAAGUCGGGCGAGCCCAUCUCUCUUCAGUUUGGCUGGAUCGUCGAGCGUCAUCUCAAGGACGGCGACUAUGUCCUGUUCAACCGUCAGCCCUCGCUCCACAAAAUGUCCAUGAUGAGUCACCGCGUCAAGGUCAUGAACUAUUCUACCUUCCGUCUCAACCUGUCCGUCACCUCGCCUUACAACGCCGAUUUCGACGGUGACGAGAUGAACUUGCACGUGCCGCAGUCCGAGGAGACUCGCGCGGAACUCAGCCAGAUCGCAUGGGUCCCCCGCCAGAUUAUCUCGCCCCAGGCCAACCAGCCCGUCAUGGGUAUUGUGCAGGACACUCUCUGUGGUGUGCGCAAGUUUACUCUGCGUGACUCGUUCUGCGACUGGGCGUUUGUCCAAAACCUGUUGCUCUGGCUGCCAGGAUGGGACGGUGUCGUCCCCCAGCCCGCCAUCUUCAAGCCCAAGCCCAUGUGGUCUGGCAAGCAGCUCGUUUCGAUGUGUAUCCCCAAGGGUAUCAACAUCACCUUCCGCAACAACGAGAAGCCGUCUUGGAUCGACAUUUCCGACGAAAACGUGCUCAUUGACAAUGGAGAGAUCAUCUUUGGCGCCAUCAUCAAGAAGAUGGCUGGUGCCCAGAGUGGUGGUAUCAUCCACGUCAUCUUCCGCGAGCUCGGGCACAUUGCCUGUCGCGACUUCUUCUCGGCAAUGCAGAUGAUGGUCAACUUCUGGCUCCUGCACCACGGUUUCAGUGUCGGUAUCGGAGACACCAUUGCCGACGGCACGACCAUGGCCGGAAUCAACAACCGUCUGGCCGAGGCCAAGACGACCGUCCAGGACUUUAUCAACGAGGCCGAGUCGAACAGGCUGAAGCCCAAGCCCGGUAUGACGAUCCGUGAGACCCUCGAGGCGCAGGUUUCCAACGAGCUCAACAAGGCUCGUGACUGGGCCGGUAAGACUGCCCAGGACAACCUGAAGGAGGACAACAACGUCAAGCAGAUGGUGGUGUCUGGUGCCAAGGGUUCGUUCAUCAACAUUUCGCAAAUGUCGGGUUGUGUCGGACAGCAGAUUGUGGAAGGAAAGCGUAUUCCCUUCGGUUUCCGUCACCGCACACUCCCCCACUUCUCCAAGGACGACUAUGGACCCGAGUCGCGUGGUUUCGUCGAAAACUCGUACCUGCGUGGUCUCACGCCCCAAGAGUUCUUCUUCCACGCCAUGGGUGGUCGUGAGGGUCUUAUCGAUACCGCUGUCAAGACCGCCGAGACUGGUUACAUUCAGCGACGACUGGUCAAGGCCAUGGAGGACCUCAAGGUCGGCUACGACGGUACUGUGCGCAACUCGAACGCGGACAUUAUCCAGUUCCUGUACGGUGAGGACGGCAUGGACGGCGCAGCGAUGGAGAAGAACUCGCUUGACAUCAUCCGUCUCUCGAACGCGCGCUUCGAGAAGAAGUACAAGGUCGACGUUAUUGGCGGUGCUGCCGGCUUCAAGGCUGGCAUCCUCCAGGCCGGCAUUGACCAGUCUUCGGGCGAGCUGCAGGACCUGCUCGACAUUGAGUACGGUCGCCUCGUUGAGGACCGCAGACUCCUCCGCGAGGAGAUCUUCACCGACGGUGCCUCGUCGCACCCACUGGCUGUCAACAUUUCGCGUAUUAUUCAGAAUUCGCAGCAAAUCUUCCACAUUGACCCGCGUGUCCCCAGCGACCUCGACCCCAUGUACGUCGUCGAGACGCGUGACGCUCUCUUCGACCGCCUUGUCGUCGUCCGCGGCAACGACUCGAUCUCGCUCGAGAGCCAGCGCAACGCCACUCUUCUGUUCGGUAUGCUUCUGCGCCAGUCCCUCGCGACCCGCCCCGUGCUCGAGGAGUACCACCUGAGCCGCGAGGCGUUUGACUGGGUCGUGGGAGAGGUCGAGCAGAUCUUCAACAAGGCUGUUGUGGCCCCCGCGGAGAUGGUCGGCACCCUCGCUGCCCAGUCCAUUGGUGAACCCGCCACGCAGAUGACGCUCAACACCUUCCACUACGCUGGUGUGUCGUCCAAGUCGGUCACCGGUGGUGUGCCUCGUCUCAAGGAGAUUAUCAACGUUGCUGUCAACAUUCGCACUCCUGCUUUGUCCGUUUACCUCGAGCCCCAGUACAGUCGUACGGAGCGCGACGCGCACGAGAUCUCGCGCAAGCUCACCCACACUCGUCUGCGUGACAUUACUGCUUCGGUCGAAAUCUUCUACGACCCCAAGCUCGACUCGACAGACAUUGAAGAGGACCAGGACUUUGUGGACGCCUUCUUUGCCAUUCCUGACGAGGACAUUCGUCUCGAGCUGCACUCGCCCUGGCUGCUGCGUCUCGAGCUUGACCGUCCCAAGGUGCUCGAGGGUGGUUACGAAAUGUCCGACAUUGUCGCUGCCAUUGUCAACACUGUCGGCAAGGACGUGUUCGUCAUCCACUCGGAAGACAACGCCGAAAAGCUCAUCAUCCGUAUCCGCAUCGUCGCGGCUGAGAAGGAGGAAGAGGACCUGCUCGGCGACGAGGACAUGUUCCUCAAGCGUAUCGAGGGUACUCUUCUCGACCAGGUCGAGCUCGGUGGUGUUCCCAACAUUACGCGUGUCUUCAUUUCAGAGGGCAAGACGACCCCGAUCUCAAAGACCGGCGAGUACGACAAUGGCAAGGAGUGGUUCCUCGAGACGGACGGUAUCAACCUCAAGGCUGUCAUGGCCGUUGACGGUGUGGACCCCGGCCGUACCUACUCGAACAACUGUUACGAGGUGUGGGAGACUCUUGGUAUCGAGGCUGGACGCAACUGUCUCUUCAAGGAGAUGACCAACGUUCUUGAGGCCGGUGGUUCGUACGUCAACUACCGCCACUUGGCGCUCCUCGUCGACCUCAUGUGCAACAAGGGUUCGCUCAUGUCCAUCACUCGUCACGGUAUCAACCGUACCGACGCUGGUGCGCUCUCGCGUUGUUCGUUCGAAGAGACUGUCGAGAUUCUGCUCGAGGCCGCAGCGGUUGGCGACGUCGACGACUGCCGCGGUGUCGCCGAGAACGUUCUGCUCGGCCAGAUGGCCCCCAUGGGUACCGGCGCGUUUGACGUGUCGCUCGACCUCGGCAUGCUCAAGGACGUCAUCGUCGACCACCGUCUGCCAGUCCAGAACAUGAUGCUCGCGAGCAACAUGGGCGGCAUGACUCCCGGUGGCAACAUGACCCCUUACGACAACCUGUCGCCCAUGUGGAACGGCGGCGGUGCUGUUGGCGGUGCCGCCUUCUCGCCUAUGCAGACGUCCAACAACGACGAGUCGGGCAACUAUGCCUACAUGAACUACGGCAUGUCGCCCAUGGCCGGUGGUAUGUCGCCUGCAGGCUACUCGCCGACCUCCCCGAUGGGCUACUCGCCCACGUCGCCAUUUGCCGUCACAUCACCUACCUACUCGCCCACUUCCCCCUUCCAGGGUGGUGCUUCGCCUUGGGUGCCCCGUGGUGCCGGCAACUACGGUGCGACGUCGCCGACGUACUCGCCCACCUCGCCGCAGUACUCUCCCUCGUCCCCGCAGUUCUCCCCCACCUCCCCGAGCUUUUCGCCGUCGUCGCCCACGUACUCGCCUGCCUCACCGGCCUACGCUGGCGGCAACCGCACGAGCCCAGGCUACUCGCCGGCUUCACCUGCGUACUCGCCCACAUCACCUAUGGGCGGUAUCACCUCGCCGCGCUAUUCGCCCACGAGCCCGCAGUACUCGCCGGCGUCUCCCGCGUUCUCCCCCACGUCCCCCGCGUACUCGCCCACGAGCCCGCAGCCCUUCCAGGCGACCUCGCCAAAGUACAGCCCCACGUCUCCGCAGUUCUCGCCGACGUCGCCAACGUACUCUCCGGCUUCGCCAGUGUACUCUCCCACGUCUCCGACGUACUCGCCGGCCUCGCCUGCCUACUCGCCGACGUCGCCCGCCUACUCUCCCACCUCGCCCCAGCAAGGUGGCCAGAACGGCGGUGCCAACCCCACGCAACAGCAGCCGCGUCCCGGUUGGGGUGCCACCAGUGGCGGCUACGCGUCGAGCCCUAGCUGGAGCAAGCGCGAGUAA
Messenger RNA from Apiotrichum porosum, 5352 nucleotides. RefSeq names its product DNA-directed RNA polymerase II subunit rpb1 (gene RPB1). Gene Ontology annotation, biological process: transcription by RNA polymerase II. The record is from RefSeq and is a predicted model, not a curated record. Gene Ontology annotation, cellular component: RNA polymerase II, core complex. Lineage: Eukaryota; Fungi; Basidiomycota; Tremellomycetes; Trichosporonales; Trichosporonaceae. Gene Ontology annotation, molecular function: DNA binding. The transcript is spliced from 4 exons. Bases 1 to 5352 code for a protein of 1783 amino acids.